AUGGGUGUUCGUCCUUUGAUUCGGAGGACUCGAACCAUCCUCCGCCGCAUGUCUGCGGAUGGCGAGACGGACGAGAACUCCAUCGAGCAGCCGGCGCUCCACCAGAGCAAGAGCCAUCCCAAUUCUGACUCGCAGCGCGGGGCUUCUCAGGCCUUUGGUAGCCAGGGAGCACGCGACUCAAUACCCAACAGGAACACCCAGCGUGGUGUCCAGGAUGUCGAGGCUGUGACGCUGACCUGGUCCAAGGGCACUCUGAUUGCAAUGUUCAUCAACAUCUGGUUCCUUUACUUCGUCAGCGCGUUCCAACUGUCCGUCUCCAGCAGUCUCAACCCCUUCGUCACCAGUUCGUUCAAAGCACAUUCGUUAUCUGCAGUUCCAACGGCUCUCGGCGAUGCCUUCGCCGCCGCGACGUAUCUCCCGAUGGCAAAACUCAUGGAUGUAUGGGGUCGAGCGGAAGGAUUCCUCUUCAUGGUGUUAUGUCUGACAGUAGGGUUGAUUAUCAUGGCUGCCUGCAAUAGCUUCGAGGCCUACUGCGCUGCGAACGUCUUCUACUAUGUCGGGUUCUAUGGGAUGGAAUACGCAAUUGACGUCGUGACGGCUGAUGCUUCUAGUCUGAGAAACCGUGCCUUCGCCUAUGCCUUCACCUCGUCCCCUUAUAUUAUCACCGCAUUUGCUGGACCGAAAGUGGCAGAGGAAUUCUAUUACCAGGUCUCCUGGCGCUGGGGAUUUGGUGCCUGGGCGAUCGCGACGCCAAUUGUGGCUCUCCCUCUGUAUGGGAUCCUAAAGUACAACCUGCUCAAGGCGCACAAGGAGGGAUACAGGGUCAAGAGACCGAGUGGUCGCACCGUGUGGGAAAGCAUUCAGCAUUGGACAGUUGAGUUUGACUUGCUGGGAGUUUUCAUCUUUACUGCUGGCCUUGUGCUCUUCCAGCUUCCGUUCGACAUCGCCAACUAUGCGCCGCAAGGCUGGGCCACAGACUACAUUAUCGCCAUGCUCGUUGUCGGAUUCUCAAUGCUAUUCUUCUUUGCUAUCUGGGAAAGCCUCCUCGCUCCAGUUCCGAUCUUCGAGUGGCGUUUGUUAACCAAUCGAACCAUCAUCGGCGCCGUGCUGUUGGAUGCCACAUACCAGCUGUCGAACUAUUGCUGGAGUUACUACUUUACCUCCUGGCUGCAAGUGAAUAAUAACCUGACCAUCACUACUGCGAACUACAUCAACAACAUCUUCGACGUCGUGUCUGGUGUAGUAUUGCUGCUUAUCGGCUGGGCCAUCCGCAAGGUUGGGAAGUACAAGUGGACGCUGUACUUCUCGAUUCCUCUCUACAUUCUCAUGCAGGGCUUGAUGAUCUACUUCCGCAAGCCGAACAUGAAUGUUGGCUACCAGGUCCUCUGCCAGGUGUUUCUGGCUAUUAGCGGUGCCAUCUUUAUCCUGGUCGAGCAGCUUGCCAUUCUAGCUGCUGUUGACCACCAACACGUCGCCACUGCCCUGGCUUUGUUGAAUGUUGUCGGCACCAUUGGAAACUCUGCAGGCCUUACCAUCAGCACCUCGAUCUGGCAGAAUACUUUCUUCCCAGCCCUUCUUCGAUACCUCCCCGAGUCGGCUCUGGACAAUCUGGACAUGAUUUACGAGGACCUUCCAACGCAAACCAGCUAUCCUGUCGGGAGUCCAGUUAGGACGGCGAUUCAGAAUGCGUAUGCGUAUGCUGAACUUAGGCUACUUGCUGUUGGGUGUGGGAUUAUGGUGCUUUCGAUUCCCUGGUGCAUGCUCAUCAGGGACGUCGACCUGAAGAGAAAGGUGCAAGUCAGGGGUACUGUGUUUUAG
Molecule: messenger RNA, 1818 nt
Organism: Aspergillus puulaauensis
Lineage: Eukaryota; Fungi; Ascomycota; Eurotiomycetes; Eurotiales; Aspergillaceae
Exons: 4
Coding region: 1-1818 (605 amino acids)
Biological process (GO): transmembrane transport
Molecular function (GO): transmembrane transporter activity
Source: RefSeq, a predicted model, not a curated record